This is a messenger RNA of Aptenodytes forsteri (emperor penguin), 611 nucleotides long. RefSeq names its product NADH:ubiquinone oxidoreductase subunit A8 (gene NDUFA8). The coding region runs from base 1 to 501 and encodes 166 amino acids. The record is from RefSeq and is a predicted model, not a curated record. Lineage: Eukaryota; Metazoa; Chordata; Aves; Sphenisciformes; Spheniscidae. The transcript has 3 exons. Gene Ontology annotation, biological process: mitochondrial electron transport, NADH to ubiquinone.
AUGCCCGGCCACGAGCAGCCGUGCCCUCGCACGUUUGGGUGCGAGACGCCGCCGAGGGGACGAAAAAUUGCCUUGGCUGGGAAAUCCGCUUAUUUCACCCCAAACCUUCUCCGCUCCCCGGCGGCGGGGUCCCCUCGGGAGAAGAACGUUAAAGCUACAACACUUGCUAACCAUUUUCUUUCUGCAAUCUCUUACAGGAAGGUUAAGACGCACUGUGCGGAGCCAUUCACUGACUACUGGACGUGCAUUGACUAUACCAACUUGCAGGAGCUCCGUCGAUGCCGAAAGCAGCAGGCAGUAUUUGAUAACUGUGUGCUGGAGAAGUUGGGUUGGGUGAGACCUGAUCUGGGACAGCUCUCUAAGGUUACAAAAGUGAAGACGGACCGUCCUAUGCCUGAGAAUGCCUAUCAUUCUAGACCUAGACCAGAGCCAAAUCCACCCAUUGAAGGAGAGCUGAAGCCUUCUCUGUUUGGCAGUAGGCUCUUUUUCUGGUCCUGGUAAAGUGGGCAGGCUGUGCUGUAACUAAAGUGCAAAGAUGGAUUGCUUGCAAAUGUAAAUUGUCCAGUAUGCGUUGGGUAUAACUUUAAUGAUUAAAGAACCCCAAACCGUUA